AUGCCUGGUUCCACAAAAUGUACCGCCUGUGUUCUCGUAAUUGUGGUCGCCAUUGUCAUCCUUGUCGUCGUUCUAUUGCUAGGUUUGAGUCCCAGUUCCCCAACCUACACCAUUGUGGGAUUCUCCAUUCCGGUCUCAAGCAAUGACCGGAAUGCGACCUUCACAUUCUUCCUUAAUGUUAAAAAUCGCAACAAAUUCUCCAAUGUCAACCACGAUGAGAUAAAGUUAGCAUUUGAUUACAAUGAAGAUAUUUUGGCGAACAUAACAUUGCCUUCUUUCCGUGAGAAAUUCAGUGGCACACAUCAUUUUGCAGAGGAAGUGGAGGCCAACGCAAGAGUAUGGAAAGCACUUGUCAAUGCAAUCGCAACUAACAAAACUGCAGAAGUGAAGGUGGAUUUAGUAACUCGUGGGUCUUGGGCUGUGCAUCAUGCUCAUAUGAGUAAGAGUUGGAAGCACUUGCAGGGUCGUGUGCCCAUUGGAUCAGAUGGAAAGAUUCCGAGGAAGAAGAAGAUCAAGCUUAAACGUGUUCCUAAGAAACAGAUCAGUUCGAAGAAAUAG
Cornus florida is the source of this 558-nucleotide messenger RNA. RefSeq lists its product as uncharacterized. Gene Ontology annotation, biological process: defense response to other organism. The record is from RefSeq and is a predicted model, not a curated record. Lineage: Eukaryota; Viridiplantae; Streptophyta; Magnoliopsida; Cornales; Cornaceae. The transcript has a single exon. The coding region runs from base 1 to 558 and encodes 185 amino acids.